UGUUUUCCUAUAGCUCCCAGUCUUAACACUUCUGCAGAGCACUGAGACGCCACACUGAGCUCUGAAAGCUAGCUGUGAUAUACAAAAGUCACACACACACCCUCGGCAUGGAUAGCAAAGCUGUGAUGCUAGUGGCCCUGCUGAUGGUCGCCAUAUGGAGCACAGAGACUGAAGCAAAGCCCAUUAGUCUGGUAGAGAGAUGUUGGUGCCGGUCCACGCUCAACACUGUCCCGCAGAGGAGCAUCCGUGAGAUCAAGUUUCUACACACACCCAGCUGCCCUUUCCAAGUCAUUGCCAAGCUGAAGAACAACAGAGAGGUCUGCAUCAACCCCAAGACCAAAUGGCUUCAGCAGUAUCUAAAGAAUGCCAUUAACAAAAUAAAGAAGUCAAAGGAGCGUUCCAAGUAAACACACAAAGAGGUGUGAGGAGGACCAUUGUGCAUCUCUAACCUUCACAGAGAGCAUCAUCCUCUUCUCUCUCUCUGAUCUCUUUUCCUCUUUUUGGACCGCUUGCACAAACAGCACUUCACUUAAGCCUGCCUCUCAAGCAUCCAGGCAACCUACAGGUCACCAAAUGGCACUGAACACCUUCACAAGACAGUGUGUUUGAGAGAUAUUUACAGGCAUUUCACUUCUUAAAGGAACAGUUCCCCAAAAAGUGAAAAUAGCGCCAUAAUUUUCAACAUCUCCUUUGAAGUUCCACGGAAUAAAGAUAGUCAUAUUAAAAAAAUUUAGUAAAUAUAGACAGAAUUGCCAUUUUUGGGUGAACUAUCCUUUUAACGGGCAGUAAAUGGGAGUUUUUGUUGAGUUCAAGAAAAGGGAAUUAGUUGACUUUAUGAAAAGGGAGAGAAAGUGAAAAAAAGAAAACUAUGAGUAUGAGGAUUGCUGCCACUUUUCAUGCUCACAUUUGUGUUAUUUUGCCAUUCCUGGAUUUAGUCUGGGUGCUAAAGCUCACCUGCACAUAUGAAUGACCAAGCACACAGAAUCUACUGAGACAUGACUGCUUCUACAGAAACCAGAAUCAUAGUUUCCGCAUUGCUUUUCCUCUUUUCUACAUGUAUGUAAACUCAGAGAAUGGCCAGACACUGAAUUCAAAAAUGUAUGCCGUUUAAAGCAGAUGGACUGUACAGUAUGUAUAAAGCAGAGUUUUUGUUGAAGGAAUAUUCUGGGUUCAUUACAAGUUAAGCUCAAACAACAACAUGUAUUAUUAUUAAUAAAAAUAAGGUAUUUUCUACCCUUUUCUCCCCAAUUUGGAAUGCCCAAUUCACAAUGCUCUAUAAGUCCUCGUGGUGGCAUAGUGACUCACCUCAAUCUGGGUGGCAGAGGACAAAUCUCUGUUGCCUCUGCAUCUGAGACCGUCAGUCCACGCAUCUUAUCACAUGGCUCAUCCACGCACAACUCACCACACGCCCCACCGAGAGGGAGAACCACAUUAUAGCAACCACGAGGAGGAUAACCCAACAUAACUCCUAUCCAUCCUACCAACCAGGCCAAUUGUUUGCUUAGGAACCCUGACUGGAGUGUACCUCCUUUUCUUAAAAAUAAAAGCGCGGUUACAGUGAGGCACUUAUAAUGGAAGUCAACUGAGCCAAUCCGAAAGCGUUAAAAUACUCAAUGUUUAAAAACUAUAGCUACAAGACAUGAACAGUAUGCAUGUUAACAUGAUUUUAGUGUGAUAAAUCAUUUGAUAACCUUUUCUGUGUAAAGUUAUAUCUAAUUUUACAACUUUGUUGCCAUGACGAUAUAAUGGCGUAAACCCUAAACGGAUCGUAAAAAUGGAACGUAAACUUUACAGCUCAAAUAAUACACAAGUAACAGAAUAAUGAAUGUAAGUGCUUUAAUAAAAUGAUAAGCUUCACAUUUCUGCCUUUAAACUCUCCAAAAAUUGGUCCCAUUCAGCGAUUACCUCCAUUUUUGCUUUUUUAAAGAAAAGUAGGGACGAGUCAAAAUGAUCAACAUUAUGCCACAAAUGCUGUCGAUUGAGCUUGAACUUGUAUUGAACCUGAAAUAUUUAUUUAAUGCAAUCAUGCCAUGGCAGCUUAAAGGAUACUUCACCCAAAACUGAAUAGUGAGUGAAUGAUGACAAAAUGUUCAUAUCUGGGUGAGCUAUUGCUUUGAAACUUCUGCUUAUGUAUAUCAAGCUGCAUUCCAUGACUCAGGCCUUAAUGAAUAGCAUUUGCAUCACCGAUCUUUACUUUUGAGUGCACUCAUUUUGGUGUUGUGGUUGUGAUUUGGAACAAACACGAACAACCAACAGGCCUAACGUUUAAUGUAAAUAGUCUCCAGCACUAUAUAGCUGUCAGUAGGGUUGAACAGGGACCAAAACUGAACCACAAAAAUGCAAGCGAUUUGUAGACUAAAUAAAUAAUAGCUAUGUAUUCCAUAUAUAUCAUCUUGUGUUUUUAGCAGCAGCAUGAAGGGAUAAAACUGUGAUUUUGAUAUUCGGAAAUUAACGUGUUGAACUAACACACAUUCUUUCUGUUCAGAUAACAUUUUGACUCAAAUGCCCAAAUGCUGUUACUUUAUUUUUGAGCCACUUUAAAAAUGUGAGGACUUUCUAAUGUAAUGAUUUAUUUUUGUAUUUUUGUAUUGUUUGAUAUGAAAAUAAAACACAACAGUACAGUAUGAGGGAAUUUCUUAAGCUUACUGUCAAACAUGGACCACACUUCCAAAAUUAGGACCAAAACAUAAGCAAAACAUCAGUUAUGCAAGUGUGAUUUUUAUACAUUAUUGUGUUCUGAAAUGCCUUUCUGUGCAUUGUUGUUGUUUUUGCAACUGAUUAUGUUUCUGGUAUUAUUCAUCUGCUUGAGUUAUAUUAUAUCAGUCUAUAUUUCAAGAAUAGGCGACAAAAGGUAAAUACUCUUUGAUUGGAUUUGAGAAGUAAAAUGUGAUGCACGCAAGGGCGUAGAAUUGGCUUGAAAACUGGGGGUUUGCAGCGUGAAGUAUUUACCCAUGUUUCCACUGAUCAUGUUAUAAAUAUUGGGGGGGUUGUACUUGCUUGUUUUGAUUAUUGGGGGUUACCUCCCCCCAGAAUCUGUGCCUCUUGAUGCACGAACAAUAAAUCAUCUCACCCGUUUUAAGAAGCUACAUUAAUUUUAAGCUACUAAACAUUUGAACUUAGAUUUUAGCUGAGUCUAAACUUUCACAGUUAACACUUUUUUUAAUCACUUUGGUUGGUUUCCAACCACUGAAUUCAAUUGUUAUUCAACUAAAAUCAUGACAAUUAUACGGUAUAUUUUUUUUAUUGUAUCACACACAAAUAUAGAUUACAGUUCCUUAGGUUUAAAAAGAGAAAUGUAUUUCAUAUUUGAAAAGGGAGGUCCACACAUAUGCUUUUCAUUAGGUCUUUCCAAUAAGCACUUGACAUAUGUAUGUUUCUUUAGUUUUCCAUAGCUGACGUGUAUGAAUUUGCAUUGUAAAAAUGGCAUCCUAUUCAUCAGCCUCCAUUGUAAGUGUUGCCUUUGGGUCAGUAGGGCCCAGAUGUCUACACCCUAAAACUAGCCAAAGUGUUUAAAGAGGAAAUUUGUGCAACAUCUCAAAUACUUUUAAAUAUAUAAUAGUUAAGUCAAAGGCUGACUAUGUUUUUGAUAUGUUUGUAUGAAAGUAUACUUACUUGACAGAUGGUGUCAGGACUAUUGCAGUCAUUAUCCCAAGAAAAUGUGAAAAAAUGAUGUUUCUCUUUGAGGCAGCUCACUAUGUAAGAAACAUGUAUGCAGUGCAGUGUUGUAGUACUCGAGACCGGACUCUUUUAAGCAAAUUGGCCAAACAGGUUAGCAAAAAGUUUUUAAUCGAUUGGCUAUUUAGUCUUGGCCAUAAUUGGCCGAUUAGUUCAGUCUUCUAUCUCACUGAAUAAUUUGCAGCAGUUUCUCACUUAUUAAAACUGCAUCGGGAUAUUUUUGAAAAUGGAAAACAAUUGUUGGAUAAAGUGGAUAUUGACCUACAGUCAAGAAAAGACUGCUUUUCUCAGAGGUAACUUUGCGAAACUUCCAUUGGUGCUGUGACUUGUUAAUAAGUGUCUGUUCUCACCAAAACUUGUUGUGUCCAUCCAUGCUGUUUUUCAGAUGUUUUUCUAUGUAAACAUGCAAAACUGAUGUCUUUGACCAUUGCAUUACGUAUCACUGUGUUUUUGGCGUCUCAUGCAGGAGUGCCACUUCUUUUAAAUUCUUUUGACAAGUUAAAAUGAACAUCAACUGUUAAAAAUAUAAUCUUUAUAAUCUAUUUGCUGCACUGCAUUGGUAUGAAUGGCCUCUAGUCUUUUCGAAAUGCUUUAGAAUACUACACAUACUGUAGAAAAUGUACAAAUACUUCUAUCAAUGUCAUCAAAAUGUAAUUGUUUCUAAAAAGGUUUCUGUGCAUACUUUGAGAUGGAAUCUUGCAGGCAAAAGAAAGCAAGAAAUGCUUACUUGACUUACAGUUAAUGAAAUGUAGUAGUGCAAUUGAGGAAUUUAUCAACCAAUCAAUCACUUUCUGGCGUAAACAUUGCCAUAUUUAAUAUAUUAUUGUUUGGUUUUUAGGCCCAUUUAGUUAUAGUAUAAUGCAUUUACAUACAUUCAUAAAAACUAUUGUCUUAGAGUCAGCCUUUACUGGUCUCGGUCUUGACUCUGACUCUGCCCUCUCCAUUCUUGGUCUUGACUCAUACUCGACCCUCUUCUGGUCUCUUGACCUUGAAUCGAACUAAACCUACUCUGGUAUCAGACUAGACUUGGACUCGGAUGAGCUGUUCUCAACUACAGCACUGCAUGUAUGCCUCAACCCUCUGUAUUUUGAUUAUUUGUUAUUGAGGACUGAAAUUGAUACACUUACAUUAUAAAUCACAUUUUUCAAUAAAUAACCAAACUAUUGUCAUCUGUGGGACAUGUAAUAUAUAGCCAGUCCACACCUACAAAAAAGUGCUUCAGUUUAACUUCAGUG
Messenger RNA from Xyrauchen texanus (razorback sucker), 4910 nucleotides. It is a transcript of the gene cxcl12b, whose product is annotated as chemokine (C-X-C motif) ligand 12b (stromal cell-derived factor 1). Gene Ontology annotation, molecular function: chemokine activity; chemoattractant activity. Gene Ontology annotation, cellular component: extracellular region. Bases 108 to 407 code for a protein of 99 amino acids. NCBI's taxonomy places the organism in Eukaryota, Metazoa, Chordata, Actinopteri, Cypriniformes, Catostomidae. The record is from RefSeq and is a predicted model, not a curated record. The transcript is spliced from 4 exons. Gene Ontology annotation, biological process: induction of positive chemotaxis; defense response; positive regulation of cell migration.